AUGCCAGCGGGAUGCGCCUCGCUGAGCCGGAUGCGCCAGGGCUGGCUCUCUGUCUCCUGGGUGGCAGCGACCCACCCCCAGCGUUCAGACCUCGGCGAGCGCGGUCUCGCUAAGGGCGCGCAGCAAGGCGUGGACCAGUCGGGGACGCCCAAGUCCAGAGUUGGCACUGUGGGCGCCAUCCGGCCACCCCCCCCGCCCCCACAUCAGACCCUAGGAUACAGGACUCGCUGGAGCUCAGCGCGGCCACAGAAGCGGACUGGCCUCAGAUCUCCUCCUCCCAAGCUUGGUGGGUGGGGAGAAGGCCUUGCAGCAGAAAAGGGGGGCGCUUGGGGCAUAACGCCGGCCCGGCGCGGGGGAGUGUAUCACGCUCACUCACUCAGACUUGGAGGGAACGUGGAGCCCAGCCCCGAGCUUACCUCUCCAGAGGCUCCGGGGCGACGCCCCUGUUCCCUCAGCUACCGAAUGUUCCCUUUGAACUUGACAUUCCAGAAGGAACAGAGAGGUGCUGUUCGCCAGUGCCGAGGUGCCGGGUCAGCUCCGGGCCGGUCCGAAGCCAUGCUCCGGCCUUUCCCUGCCCGACUCCAAGCCAGAAAACUGCAACGGGAGCUGCCGCGCUUCGGGAGGGGUGCGGGGCCGCGGGAUCAGCUGCCCAGUUCUUAUGAAUUGCUCUAA
Molecule: messenger RNA, 672 nt
Organism: Rangifer tarandus platyrhynchus (Svalbard reindeer)
Lineage: Eukaryota; Metazoa; Chordata; Mammalia; Artiodactyla; Cervidae
Source: the annotation of a GenBank genome assembly